Molecule: messenger RNA, 561 nt
Organism: Puccinia graminis f. sp. tritici CRL 75-36-700-3
Lineage: Eukaryota; Fungi; Basidiomycota; Pucciniomycetes; Pucciniales; Pucciniaceae
Exons: 1
Coding region: 1-561 (186 amino acids)
Source: RefSeq, a predicted model, not a curated record
AUGGUCAAAGGGUAUCCGUUGCGGAUACCCGCUAUCCGCUGGCGGAUACCCGCCAGUGCCAACGGAUACCCGCCAACGGGUGUGGAUUCGGGUGCGGAUGGCCCCUUUUCCGCUAAAAGUUGGCGGGUAUCCGGGUAUCCCAAAGGAUACCCGUGGCCGGAAGGGGAAAUGGCCGGCUGGAAGGAGACCCUUCCAGCCGGCGAGGUACGGGGCUUGAUAACGACACGCCCUCCCCCCUCGCACACGCACGCCCACACACCAAUUUUUUUUGGCGUGUGGGUGCACACGCCUUGCGGAUCCUCUCGUGUCCCUGCACACGCCAGGGAUCCACAGGGUCCAAACCCUGUUGGCUGGCGUGUGCAGGAACACGCCAGCGGACCUUGCUCCAGCUCAUCAGGAGAGUUUCCUCCCGAUGAGCUGGUACACAUUCCAGCUCAUUGGGAGGAGCAUAAGGUGAUGUUGGUAGGUUCGAUCCCUGAUCUUCGCCUGGGCUCGAGCUGUUCGCGUUCAAAGGCUUGCUGUCCUCACGGCAAAACGCAAGAAGGAUAUGCGAUAAACUAA